CACGAGAGCUGCGCAAAGGACAAAAAAUGUUGCGUUUCGCUGCAAGCUCGUUAAUGUCCCGCGUAAGCCAAAUCGCUGCAUCUAAUCCAUUAAAAUUGACAAAUGCGCUCCAAGGAGCCAUCACCGAUACCAUGGGAACCAGCGGCGUGCCAUCAACAUCAACAUCGUGGCUGGGCGCUCUGUGUAGAGGGCUAAAGAAGUCUGCGCAGCAGAUCCGCGCGGGCGAGCUGGUACAGCGCGACGGGCGGCCAUUCCGGGUGGCCAAGUUUCACUGGAUGCACGGCCAGGCACGUGCCGCCGGCUUCGUCUUGUUGGAUCUCGUGGACCUGGCCAACGGGGCGCGGACCAGCGAGAAGUUGCGACUGGAUGACCAGGUGGAGGUUGCGGACGUGGAGGAGAAGGGCAUGCAGGUGCUGUACCAGGACGAGGCGGGCGUGCACGUCAUGGACAGCUCCACUUACGAGCAGUCGGUCCUGAGCCCGGACCUGUUCGGCGAGGGGCGGCGCUGGGUGGCCAGCUCGCCGGAGCUGGAGGUGGAGGUGGCCUACUUCCAGGGGGAGCCGGUGGCAGCGCGCGUGCCCUUUAAGAUCUCCGUCAAGGUACUGGACGCGCCGCCGGCGGUGGUGAAGGCGGACGGCAGCAGCACGCGGCACGUGGUGGUGGCGGGCGGCGUCAGCGUCAUGGCACCCGCGCACAUCAAGACGGGAGACACCAUCGUGGUUCGGACAGAGGACGCAUCCUACAUGGCAAAAGCAUGAGGCAGCAGUGGCGUUUGGCGUUGUGGCAUGACCGCAUGAGACUGCAUGGAAAGCACGUGCGGUGUUGGCGGGCUGGCGGGCUAGGGUAGCUCAGUGCUGCGCUGCGUUUGUAUCCUGGAGGCAGUGCUCGUAUCUUAAGAAGGCAGGUGCGGCGCCAAUGACAGAUUUCCGGAAAAAGGCAUCUUUGAUUUUCAGAAACCCUCCGCCGCCGCAUCUUUGUUCCCCAAAAUUUUUCCGGGGGCUCCGCCCCCGACCUAUGCACGGUUCGUGUCAGGCCAGGGGUGUGGCCAGGGGCACGCCAUGGCUGGUGCUGAGCAUCCGGUGUACUGCCAAACAAGGUUGUCCUGUUGCAGCGUGCCGAAUGCGGCUGCAGUUGCCCCCAGCCCACGUUCCGGCUCAGGUGCAGCAAAAUAUUCCGCCGCACGGCAUGCGCCAUUGUUACAGCGUGCGGGGUGAGGUUGCUGUUGCCCCCAGCCUACGUUUCGGCUCAGGCACAGCAAAAUAUUCCGCCGCACGGCAUGCGCCAUUGUCACAGCGUGCGGGGUGAGGUUGCUGUUGCCCCCAGCCCACGUUCCG
Chlamydomonas reinhardtii is the source of this 1334-nucleotide messenger RNA. RefSeq lists its product as uncharacterized. NCBI's taxonomy places the organism in Eukaryota, Viridiplantae, Chlorophyta, Chlorophyceae, Chlamydomonadales, Chlamydomonadaceae. Gene Ontology annotation, molecular function: translation elongation factor activity. The record is from RefSeq and is a predicted model, not a curated record. Gene Ontology annotation, cellular component: cytoplasm. The transcript is spliced from 6 exons. The coding region runs from base 132 to 758 and encodes 208 amino acids. Gene Ontology annotation, biological process: peptide biosynthetic process; translational elongation.